AUGAAAGGCACUAUUGUGCUAAGUGCCAAGAAAUUGUACGUAUACAAUGGGAGGGUAACGAAUCCACUCUGCUUCCUGAUUAGAUCAAACAAGCGUUUUGAUAUUCAUGUAAGAAAAAAGUUGGAUUUAAUUCGCGCAGAAGAAAAUACUGUGGGGAGAUAUUACACUACUAGUAAAAAAGAGGAACACAAUGUGAUGAAAAAAAAAAGUGUUUUCUUAACAUGGAGAUGCUUAGCUUUGAAUGUAGCAUUAUCAGGACCCAUUUUAUAUUUCUACAUGUCUCAAUGUGAAAAGAGGAAAGGAAAAGGACAUGUUGGAAUAACAACAGUAGAGAAUAUUGGAAAACCGUUGAUAGGAGGAGAUUUUACUUUAUUUAAUCAUAAUGGGCAAGUAGUAACAAAUAAAUAUUUUAAGAAUAAAUUCUGUUUGAUUUAUUUCGGGUUCACGUACUGUCCAGAUAUAUGUCCUCAAGAAUUAGAAAAACAAACCAUCGUUAUAGAAAAAAUAGGGAAAAAAUAUGGAGAUAUAAUAACACCUGUUUUCAUUUCAGUUGAUCCUAAUCGAGAUACCCUAGCACAAGUAAAACAUUACUGCAGUUCUUUUAGUGAUAAAUUAGUAGGUCUAACGGGCACUAAGGAACAAAUUAAAAAUGUCGCCAAACUAUUUCGUGUAUAUUAUAAUGAACAUAUUGCAAAUGAUCAGAAUACCAAGACAGAUGAUGAAAAUACAGAUUCUCCACUAGUCAACAAAAACAAUUAUCUAAUUGACCAUUCUAUCAUCCAUUACUUGUUAGAUGGAGAUGGAAAAUUUGUCGAUUUUUUUGGAAAAAAUUGCACCAUCAAUGAAAUGGUUGACAAAAUAUCUCAUUACAUUGAUUUGCAUUUACAGAAUGGUCUCAAAAUGGAGGGUUAUAGCAAGGGAGGUUGA
Messenger RNA from Plasmodium gonderi, 927 nucleotides. RefSeq names its product Cg3 protein. Lineage: Eukaryota; Apicomplexa; Aconoidasida; Haemosporida; Plasmodiidae. Gene Ontology annotation, biological process: mitochondrial respiratory chain complex IV assembly. Bases 1 to 927 code for a protein of 308 amino acids. The transcript has a single exon. The record is from RefSeq and is a predicted model, not a curated record.